Molecule: messenger RNA, 825 nt
Organism: Protopolystoma xenopodis
Lineage: Eukaryota; Metazoa; Platyhelminthes; Monogenea; Polystomatidea; Polystomatidae
Source: the annotation of a GenBank genome assembly
CAGCUGGUUGGGUGUUCGGGUGGUCGGGCUGUUAAAGGCUCUAUCAGUCAGGUAGUUGGGCGUUCGGGUCGUCGGGCUGUUGGGGGUUCGAGCAGUCGGAUGGAUGUGUGUUCGGGCGGUGGGAGAAGGCAACGUCCAAGGAACGGAUCAGCCGAUAGAGCUGACGGGCUCGUGGAAACUAAGGCGAUCGUUGCCGCCUCGACGGCGAAAGGGUCGUCUUCGUGGGUCGACACCUUGACGAUGGGCAGCGCCCGAGGCGAGCCAGCCCGGCCUUGUGACCCAGACACAGACCUGACGACCGGUCUACAGACACAGCCACAGUCCAGCCUAAUCGGUCCGCAUUGGCUCGGCUCAAACAGCUGCCUCUGCUCCCAUUCCUCUUCCCCCCGGCGCUCGCUAUGUACAAGGCUUUGCGACGGCUUCGCUUCGUGUCGCGUUGUGUCUGCAAGAGGCAGCAAUUGUCUGUCAGAGCCCGAUGCAGAGACGAAUCGAGGCGGUCAUGCGUUGCCACGACGUCAGGCUCAGCCCCGUAGUCUCGGCACAAACGAGGUGUCGACAACACGACAAAACUCAGGGUACCGCAAUAAGGCAGAUUUGAGACGAGAGUGGCACACGCAUAGAAGGAUGAUGGUGGUGCAAAAGAGACACACAGACAUACGGGCAAACAGACAGACAUACAGACAGGCGGACAGUCGUCGCCGUUUUCUCUCGCCUCCGCAAUCGCAGUCCUACAAGAAAGCCCUUGAGUCUGCUGGAGACAACCGGUACCGCAAGACGUCAAAACUCUUUUGGUGGACCCAUGGCACGGCAACUGUUGCGAAUUAG